GGGUGGAGGACAAGAAAGGCGUUGAAGUGUCCUCACACUGGAACCAAAACCGUCACAAUGGGCGAUGUAUCGCUGUAUUUGACCGACACGUCCGUGGAGCAGCGUUCUCCCACCGGAAGUCCAAAAGCAAGCAGGGAUUUUAGGACGUUGGAGCUGGGCGAGAACCAGAGAAAUGUCCAAAGGGAGAAGACCCCUCGGAGGAUCAUCCAUUUCUCCAGCGGGGAGACCAUGGAGGAGUACAGCACUGACGAAGAGGAGGAGGAAGGGAAGGAGGCAGAGAGGAAAGACCUGCUCUCCUCCCCUGUUGAUGCUGUGAGGUCCAAGAUGACUUGGGGUCCGUACUUCUGGUUCCACAUGUGGAGAGCUGCGUCUUCAACUAUUUCAGCCUGUGAUUACCUCGGGGAGAGAAUGGCCUCCUUCUUUGGGAUUACAUCAGCCAAGUAUCAGUACGCCAUCGAUGAAUACUACAGGACAAAGAAGGAGAGGGAGGAGGAGAAGGAGGAAACCCGCCUGUCGGAAGAGGCUGAACGUGCCUUCGACCAGUCGCGUUCCCAGGAAGGAGACGGGCCAAUCGUCGGGGCAGAACGUCCCGUUGCCCCGCCUCAUGUGACCUACCAGAUCCAAAACGAAAGCCAGGCACCGUUUGGAAACAAUUAAGGUAUGUAAAUAAACAUUUACAAAAUGUUUAUUUAAUCAACAUUUGCAUUUAUUUAUUAAACACAUCACAUUAUAUUAUGUCUUCCCGUUUUUGACAGCAAUUCGUUUUUUUCACAGAUUUAGUUUUCCACAAAAAAAUAAUAAUAAUCGGAACUUUUGUAUACCGUAUUUUCUGGACUAUAGAACACACCGGUAAAUAAGCUGCACCCACUAUAAUUUGGAAUUUUUUUUCCAUAUAUUAGCCGCACUGGACUAUAAGCUGCAGAUGCUAUAUUAACGUUGUGAAAUGAGUUAUUUACACAUAAAUAUUCUGUAAAUGUUUAUUUACAUGCCUUAAUUAUUUCCAAAAGGUGUCUGUAACACGGCAGUAAAACGGCUGAUCAAACAAAACAGAAGUCAUCGUCAUGGACCCACUAGCUCUAUAAUCAGCAGAUUUAAUAACGCCACGGUGACGUUUUGGUAAAUUUACUGAGGAAUUUGUGAAACUGAAACAAUACAAAAAGAAUGCCAUUGUAAGUUGCUAACACUAACACAGACACUCGUAAAUGUGUUAGCAUAUUAGCUCAUGCUUACGACGCUAGCUUCAUUACACUGCAAUGGCACAUACAAAUAUGCAUGAAAACACUCCUACAGACAUCACACAUGGGACGGUUUAGUAUGUAAGAAUUGUUUUAGUUAUAUUGUAAAACUUACAAACGUUGCUUGUAGUGAUUAAUGAAGAAUCCAUACGUGUAGAAACGUUACGGACGACUCGAAGACGGAACGGCACUGGCGCUUCCGGUUCAAAGCUUUAAACAGCAGGAAACACUGUAGGCAUUCACCCAGCAGCACCUGCAGAGCGCAAACUCGCCCAAAAGAUGGCGCCAUAGCGCAAACAAUAACACCAUUUCAGUGUCUUUGCAUGUGUUUUGCACAUUAUCUUUACAUAAAGAACAAAUGGCAUCAAAAAUGUUGUAAAAGAUCCCACAAUUGUUUUUAUUUUCACUUACAUUACAAAAUAAUUCCAAAUCCUGUUUUUUUAGUCAUCAUUUAAUUAUUGUAUUUAAUAUUUAUUAUAUAAUAUAUUUAUUUAAAAUGUACUGUAUUUAUAUGUCUGUGUACAGUGUGUGUGUUUAGGUAUACAAGUUGACUUACACAGCAGUCCAGGACAGUGAUUCUCAAACUGUGCCACCAGGCUCCAUCUAGUGGUACGCCAAAGAAUCGUGUAAUUAAAUACUCAAACACAGUGUUACUGUUCAAAUUGUGUGUAAUGUAGUGACAAAUAAAAAAAAACCUCUGCCUUGUUUUUAAUGAAAAUGUAGGCCUACUGCGCUACUGCAUUUUAAUGUUGGUCAUUAGGGUGGUACUUGGAGAGCCAAGUGUUUUCUGAGGUGGUCCUUGGUGAAAUACGUUUGAGAACCACUUGUCGAGGAACAGAAAUUGUCGGGCCCACCUGUACUGUACCGCAUGUUUAAUAAGACAUACCGUAUUUUUCCGACUAUAAGUCGCACCGGCCGAAAAUGCAUAAUAAAGAAGGAAAAAAACAUAUAUAAGUCGCAUUUUUUGGGGAAAUUUAUUUGAUAAAACCCAACACCAAGAAUAGACAUUUGAGAGGCAAUUUAAAAUAAAUAAAAGAAUAAUGAGCAACAGGCUGAAUAAGUGUACGUUAUAUGAGGCAUAAAUAACCAACUGAGAACGUGCCUGGUAUGUUAACGUAACAUAUUAUGGUAAGAGUCAUUCAAAUAACUAUAACAUAUAGAACAUGCUAUACGUUUACCAAACAAUCUGUCACUCCUAAUCGCUAAAUCCCAUAAAAUCUUAUACGUCUAGUCCAGGGGUCGGCAACCCAAAAUGUUGAAAGAGCCAUAUUGGACCAAAAAUACAAAAACAAAUCUGUCUGGAGCCGCGAAAAAUUAAAAGCCAUAUUACAUACAGAUAGUGUGUCAUGAGAUAUAAAUUGAAUUAAGAGGACUUAAAAGAAACUAAAUGACCUCAAAUAUAACUACAAACGAGGCAUAAUGAUGCAAUAUGUACAUAUAGCUAGCCUAGUGGCCUAGUGGUUAGAGUGUCCGCCCUGAGAUCGGUAGGUUGUGAGUUCAAACCCUGGCCGAGUCAUACCAAAGACUAUAAAAAUGGGACCCAUUACCUCCCUGCUUGGCACUCAGUAUCAAGGGUUGGAAUUGGGGGUUAAAUCACCAAAAAUGAUUCCCGGGCGCGGCACCGCUGCUGCCCACUGCUCCCCUCACCUCCCAGGGGGUGAUCAAGGGGAUGGGUCAAAUGCAGAGGACAAAUUUCACCACACCUAGUGUGUGUGUGUGACAAUCAUUGGGACUUUAACUUAACUUUAAAUAGCAUGUUAACAUCAAUUAGCUUGCAGUCAUGCAGUGACCAAAUAUGUCUGAUUAGCACUCCACACAAGUCAAUAACAUCAACAGAACUCACCUUUGUGCAUUCAUGCACAACCUUAAAAGUUUGGUGGACAACAUGAGACAGAAAAAGAAGUGGCAUAAAACACGUCCUA
Molecule: messenger RNA, 3157 nt
Organism: Nerophis lumbriciformis (worm pipefish)
Lineage: Eukaryota; Metazoa; Chordata; Actinopteri; Syngnathiformes; Syngnathidae
Product: protein FAM177A1-like
Source: RefSeq, a predicted model, not a curated record